Messenger RNA from Amyelois transitella, 4793 nucleotides. Its product is annotated as proton channel OtopLc. Gene Ontology annotation, biological process: proton transmembrane transport. Gene Ontology annotation, molecular function: proton channel activity. Lineage: Eukaryota; Metazoa; Arthropoda; Insecta; Lepidoptera; Pyralidae. Bases 296 to 2701 code for a protein of 801 amino acids. Gene Ontology annotation, cellular component: membrane. The record is from RefSeq and is a predicted model, not a curated record. The transcript has 14 exons.
CGCGAGUUGGCGCCGGGCCUCGGACUAGAUCGCGCGUUCGCGCCAAUUCUGAAUUCGAACGAAAUAUUGUUCCUUUUAAUUUAAAAACCAAAUAGGUAUAAAGAUACUGGCAUUUGAACAGAAGUAAAUCUAUUUGAAUUCGUGUAAAGAAUAGACAAAGAAGUUAAGUUUGAUUUACUUUUUGUGUGUAGUGAGUGCGCGUCUUUAUUUUCCUGAAUGGACAAUGGGACUACUCAUCUAGUUUAUUACUUCGCGAGAAAAUGAAAUCGUGCGCGUACGCGAAAUCUACAUCGCCAUGCAGCGUUGCCCUUACAUCCACGAGAUGAAAGAGCGGCUGCUUGGCGCGCCAUUGGAAGGGGAUUCUCGAGAGCUGCGGGAAGUCCCUCGGGACAGGGCCCCGGAGCCCGCCCAGGACACCCAGGUCGGCACCAUCGUCAAACUGAAUUCCGACGGGUACGGGUCACAUACGUCGCCGGCGCGCGCGCCCCUCGUGGUUGAGGAGUGCGAUGCGCCGGCGGACGAGACCGACGCCUUGACGCCUAGUGAGGCAAUACUCCGGUAUAGGGCGUGUUGCCAACCUGAGACUACUCCUAAGAAUGCCAAAACAUCGCUGUUCAUCAUAUCAAGUUUCAUCUACGCGAAGCUUUUAGUAGUGGUUUGCAUUGCUUACGUCAUCAGUGACGUCAUCACCCACAACCUACCCCUUUACUACUACGAGGGCUUCUUCACCUACUUAUAUGGCAUGAGCAUAUUGUUUUUAUUGUACGUCUUCUGCUUCCUACUUCAAGAGAGCGCAUGCUGCAGCGGAAGCCCUCCAAAACCAAAACCACCACCAAAAGAGAAGAAACCGAAAAAAGAAAAAGAAAAGAAAACCAAAGAUAAGGAAGCAAAAGAGGGGAAGGACGGUAAAGAAGGAAAAGAUGCUAAGAAAGACAGCAAAAAAGAAGGAAAAUCUAAAGACAAGGAUAAGGAAAAGGAUGGCGCUAAAGAAAAGGCAGCUAAAGACGCCAAGAAACAAAGCCAGUUUCAGCAACAAGACAUCGUUGAAUUGGAGUCUGGACCUGUGGCGAGGCCGGUACGCAGGCGCAAGACUUCCCAAAAUGACCACAGCCAUGGUAGCUUUUUCCUUCGAAUUGGUGCCAUUGCUUUUGGACUUGGAACAAUGAUCUACAAUGGUUUGGAGUUUGGCACUUUCUUUGAGUUGCCAUUGGAGUCACCCUGUUAUCUUAUUUUGAAAGGUGUCAACCCAGUUCUUCAAAUGGUCUUCACUUUCAUGCAAAUGUAUUUCAUCUUCAUGAACUCUCGGUUAAAUAUCCACCGAUUCAAAGUGAUAGCUCGUUUUGGGCUGAUGCACGUCGUAGCUACCAAUAUUUGUGUGUGGAUUCGAACAUUAGUAUUAGAAUCCUUGAAAGAAAUUACGGACUACCACGUAAGGAAUCCCCUUGGAGUAACUGGAGAAGGUGUUCUCGGCAAAGUGAUCCGGAAGCACACCCUGAGGCAUUCUGGUAAAGUGAUUGGAGCUGCUUCCACUGCUGCUACGACUGUAGCGGCAACUGCAGCGACUACAAUAAAAUCAGCUGGUGAACACAUGUUGAACAUUGUCACAACUACUGCAGCUGCCCCAACUACUGUCACUACAUCAACCACGACAACUAAUAAUUCAUUGGAGAUAUUUGAGUCAUUUGAUGCUCUGAAUCCAGCGCCAUUGAUUGCCAACAUCGACAACUCCACUGUGUGCGGAAGAAACCCAAUUAUGGGUAGUAUAGUAUCUGACUCCGCACCGUAUCUUUAUCCGUUCAUCAUCGAAUAUUCCCUUAUUGGAGCUGCUGUUAUUUACGUCAUGUGGAAGCAUAUUGGCCGCUAUCCUAGUGUGGCCAACGAUGAAGAUCUGGAAAGACGUCUGGAGGCUGUUCUAUCCCGCAGGGCAGCAGCACUUGCAGCGGCUCAACGUGGCAACCGUGUUGAUUGCGCUGGAGCUUCCAAGGGACUCUUCUGUGGACUUCUUCUACUGGUCGCAUCACUGAUCUGCUUGAUACUCUUCUUCGUUUUGAUAAGACACCAGGAGUUGAAGCGCCUGUCGAUUUAUUUGGCUGACGUAUCUCAUUGCGCACUGAUGGUGCUCUCUAUUCUGGCAAUUUUGAUUGGAUUUAUACGUGGUCGUGUAAUGAAGUGGAGUGCGAGCCCUCCCUCCUGUACCGAGCCUCUCCGCAGGGUACAAUCAUUGAAGUUCCGCUCCGAAGAACAGUCGGACCUCAACGACAUCUUGCUGCGUGUGUCUGCGUUUGGACUCUUCGUCUAUGCCGUGUUCAGCGUCAUUGCUGGUGGAAUGGGAGCCUUUACUCACGAACCGAAUUUGCUCGUCAUGAUAACUGGAUGCUUGAGUGUACUCCAGGUGGUCCUUCAACUGCUGUUCAUUGCCGAUGUGUCUCGCCGCCGCGUCCACCUCCCAGAGCAGGAGCGCAGUAAGCCCGCCCGCCAGGCCGUCACCUUCCUUCUCAUCUGCAAUGUUACCAUGUGGCUCAUCUACACCUUCGAGGCGCAGAAAGUACUUGCUAACCCGGUGCAACUUGAUUUUUACGGUUUCGUCGCCUGGUCCCUCGUCCAACGUUUCACUCUCCCGCUUUGCAUUUUCCAUCGCUUCCACUCUGCUGUGACUCUAGCUGAAAUAUGGAAGACCAGUUACAAAGCGCGCUUGGAGUGAGAACCUACAAGACAAAGGGAGAAUUGGAAAACGCAUCCAAUCAUUAACUUUCAGCACCUCCGAGGUCGGGAGAAACUACCAAUUUCGUCCUAAUCCGGGACAACAAUUUUUGUAGUUAGAAUGAAUAAAAUUUGUUGCUAGUUUCAGAAUCAUCUGCUACCUAUUCCUAAAGUGUUAUAGAUAUAGGACCGUGUGACGAAUUAAGAGCGAUACCAUUCUGAUUUGUUGAGCUGCGAUAGUUUUGCUAUCCUGAAAUGAUGCGUGUCUAUAGUACCUACCUAGUCAAAUCAAAAUACUUACACCCGAAUAUAAACUAGAGAUCAUCACAUAAUUAGGUUGAUGUUUCUUAUCUCCUUUUUUAUUUUUCUUUAACAUUCCAUUUUAACUUUACAGUUUUUUCAUCAGUAAUGUCUAUUUUUUCUUGGAAGACUGACUGUGGAGACUAACGUGACCAAACAUAUAUAUUUUGUCAACUUAUUUUGUGAAAUAGAUACGUAAACUGAAUUGCUCAUUAUUCAGAUUUUCUAUAUCUUCUUGGAAGUUUGUUUAAAUAUUUUGAUGAAUUUAAAAACCAUGAAACGAAUCAUGAUAAUAGAUGAGUAAUCCCCAGUUGUGAAGCGUUCCCUCCUUUGUUAGAGGUAAUUUGUGUGCCAUGGUUUUAGGAUUAAGACUUAAUUAAAAUUCGACAAUAUUUUAAAAUUUCUUCAUUAUUUUAAACGGGGUAAAAUUUUCAAUCAACUUUAACAACAUCAAAGUCCACUGCAACUGAACAAAAAUGAAUAAACUUCAUGUUCACUUAUUCGAAGUGAUACAUACUUGUUUAGAGUAAAAUAAUAUUAAUUAUGUACUAUAUUUAAAGUUUCAGGAGAUUUAUUAGCCACAUAAAUUGGAUUAUAAGCAAGUAGAGAUAUUAUUGGAAGUUUAAAAUACGAUAUUCGUUAAGAACGUAAGUAGGUGUGAAAGAAAUACAUUAAUUCUAUGUACUUAACUAUAGACGAAUACGAGAGUAGAUAUACCGCUUGUGCUGCUAAGUAGCUUGGUUUGAGAAAUCACUUCGAUAUUGAGUUUAUUGCAAGGGGCCAUUGUUUGUCAAAUCAUAAAACAAUCUUCAUUCACCACAAUAUGCACAUUUUUGUAAUUAGCAUUGACGUUAGAGGAUUCAGUCAUACUGUAGAUGACGUUACGAUACCAUAGAUGGCUUACGAGUAUCACGGCUUUGUGAAUUCUUUACAAUGGAUAGCAUUACUUAUUGGUAAUGUGAAAUCGUUUGCGUAACUUGAAGAAUGAUUUAUAAAAGCGAGGUUUUUGAGGCGGUAUAAAUAUCAAAAAUAAAUAUCUUAUUUAAGAAUACUAUUUUAAUUGUGUUAAGAUCUUUUCUGCAAAAUAUUUUCUUAAUGGUCUUAUGUGCAAUCUAUUUUUAUAGGCUGACUUAUUUACACGUGAAUGUAGUGCGGUCUUAACAUCGCGUUUAGCACGUGAUAUCAUUUCAGUGUUAUACAUUUUGUAUAAAAUAGUUCAUACUCGAUUAUUUAUAUUACAAUAUUUAUUAAUUUUGUAAAUUAACAUAAGGGUAAUUUGUAAUUUAUUGCUCUAGGGGUCUGAGAGUAACGUGUGCUUACGACGUGAGGUUUUGAGUGAAUGUAGGUAGUUAGUUUUGACUGGUUUAUAUUUGAAAUGUUAAAUGGUAAUUUAUUGAUGCAAAUUAUGCGAGAACUUGCAACAGUUGCAACUAAAUAGAAAUCAGAAUCUUGAAUAAAAUGUAAGAAAUCUAGCAUUAACAUGAAUGGUCAAUGUGAAAUAGAACCAAGUGCGUUUGGCUUGUUUUAUCACUGCCGAUAUUUUUAACAACACUAAAUUUUAUUAGUAAGUCCUUUGAUAAAACUAUACUAUUUCUAACUUGUUCAAUUUUGUAGGUGAUAUUUACUGUGUACCUUAAAUGUUUGGAACAAAAUGUACCGAUGUUUGUAACUUUAGGUUUAACAAUUAUCAUACUGUGGAUACUCAAUCAGUGUUAUAUAGAGAUACCAAAAAUUAAAAUUUGGAAAUUCUACUUUAAAAUAUAUGAUUAAUAUUAUGUAAAUGUCUAUUUGAA